Messenger RNA from Carica papaya (papaya), 1751 nucleotides. NCBI's taxonomy places the organism in Eukaryota, Viridiplantae, Streptophyta, Magnoliopsida, Brassicales, Caricaceae. The record is from RefSeq and is a predicted model, not a curated record.
AACAUGUUGGAAAAUUCAAGUACUGAACAUUGAGGGAGGGUGCAUAGAUGUUUUCAGACAAUAAUGAUCUGGUUUCUGAAUAAUUUUUAUCUCCAAGCACAUUGAAUGAUGAACUUGAAGCAUGUUCAUUGUUAAUUUGUUAUCAGUCAUUUUUUCCGAGGGCUUAUAGUCGCAGUUUUUAAAGCAAGGAAAUGGUACAUCACUUCCUGUUUGGUAAAGGUGGAAGCUUUAAUAUCUUAUGUGGGUGCCGCAAAGGUUUCAACUACCAGCAGAAGUUCAGCUUAGUGAAUAUAAAGCUAAAAUGGGUGAAAGAUAAGGAUCUGGAUGCUGUUGUGGAACGUGAGAAAGAUUUGAGAGCCGUGUGCAAUCUUGUUUCCAUCAUCUCCUCAUCUCCCAAUCAUUGCCUUCCCAUUUACUGUCUUUCCCGGCAUCGUGGCCAACUUGGUCUGCCCUGCAUUCUUAAGCUCUCCACAUUUCUGAGGAAGUUUCCUAAUAUAUUUUCUGAGUCUCAUGUUCUGGACAGUGGAGGCACUCGUGUUCCUUGCUUUGGAUUGACACCUGAGACGCUAAAUCUUCACCUUGAGGAACUUCAGGUUCUCCAGCUGAAUCAGAUGGAUCUCCUUGAUAGACUUUGUAAACUGCUUAUGCUUGUGAAGGAGAGGAUGCUUCCUCUGCAAACCAUUGACCAGCUGAAAUGGGACAUGGGGUUGCCAUAUAAUUAUUACGAUUCCUUGAUUAAACAUUACCCUCAGCUAUUCUCAUUGGUAGUCUUACCCGAUAAUCGUGUUGGCUUAAAGCUCUUAUUCUGGCAUGAUGGUCUUGCUGUCUCGCAGUUGCAGAAGAAUGCUGCUUUACAACAAGAGAACAAGAAUGAUUGUUUGCCCUUCCCAGUUAGAUUUACAAGAGGUUUUGGGUUGAAAAAGAAAUGUAUGGACUGGUUAAAGGAGUGGCAAAGCCUCCCUUACACUUCACCUUAUGUGGAUGCAUCACAUUUGGAUUCACGAACUGAUGUGUCUGAGAAGAGAAUUGUUGGGGUGUUCCAUGAGCUUUUCCAUCUCACCAUCCAGAAAAAAACAGAGCGUAAGAAUGUGAGUAAUCUUCGUAAGCCUCUGUCCCUCCCUCAGAAGUUCACGAAGGUGUUUGAGCGCCACCCUGGAAUUUUUUACAUUUCCAUGAAAUGUGAUACUCAGACCAUUAUCCUCAGGGAAGCCUAUGAAAGACAAAAACUCUUGCAAAAACACCCUCUUGUUGAUGUCAGGGAAAGAUUUGCUGACAUGAUGACAAAAGGAUUUCUGGAUAGGAGUAGGGGUUUAUACAAGAGAGGUACCACUGAGCUACAGGAUAUAAAGGUGUGUUAUCUUGAUCAACUCGAGCAGUAGCCCUGAAUGUCAACUAGUAAAUUGUUUAUUGAUACUUAGAGACACUCCUAAUGGACCUAACUUUCCUCAUCGUGUUUCAGUCAUCCUGAACACUAAAGUGCAUGUUAUCGGUCAUUUACAAUUGAGUUUCAGAGACCAGGCACUUAUUGUUUCAUUGAAGUAAUUUUGUUGCAAAGGGAUGCUUAAAGAUUUAACAAGAUCAUCAGAACUUCAAUCAGAAAGAAUUGACCAGACCAUCAAUGUAUUAAGAAAAGAGAAGAAAACUGGCUGCUUCGAAAAUUCAGGAGGUAACCUGCAUUACUGGAUAUAGUGAAGUACUGUAAAUGGCAAUAUUUGACUAAUACUUUCCAGACAGUAUCCAGAAAGGGAAAA